GCACUGGCUAGGCGAGAACAUAUGUCGGCAGAUUCCGUCCCGCCCCCAUCACAUAUAUAUUCUGUACGGAUCGCUCCCACGUGUCAGUUGUGUUUAAUCCGCGCCCCGAGAUGAGCUUCAAACCCCAGCCAAGCGGCUUCGCCACCAAGUCCAUCCACUCGGGCCAGAGCCCCGAGCAGUGGAAGAGUGCCUCGGUGAUCCCGCCGAUAUCGCUGAGCACCACCUUCAAGCAGGAUGCUCCCGGCGAGCACCGCGGCUAUGAGUACUCCCGCAGCGGCAACCCCACACGGAAUGUGCUGGAGACCUGCUUCGCGGCGCUGGACAAUGCCAAGUACGGAUUGACCUUCUCCUCGGGACUGGGAGCCACCACCGCUGUGCUGACCAUGCUGUCCAGCGGCGAUCACAUCAUCAUGGGUGACGAUGUGUACGGAGGAACCAACCGUCUGAUCCGUCAGGUGGCCACUCGCUUGGGCAUAUCGGCCACCUUCGUGGACCCCACCAAGUUGGAUGUCAUCAAGGCUUCCGUUAAGCCGGAGACCAAGCUGGUGUGGAUCGAGUCGCCCACGAACCCUCUGAUCAAGGUGGCCGACAUCGAGGCGAUCGCCAAGCUCGUCCAUGGCAUCCGAGAGGACCUAAUCUUGGCGGUGGACAACACCUUCCUGACCUCCUACUUCCAGCGUCCCCUGGAGCUGGGAGCGGACCUUGUCUGCUACUCGAUGACCAAGUACAUGAACGGACACACGGAUGUGGUGAUGGGCGGCAUCACCAUGAACUCCGAGAAGCUGUACAACAGCCUGAAGUUCCUGCAAAACGCAGUGGGCAUUGUGCCCUCACCCUUCGAUUGCUACCAGGUGAACAGGAGUCUGAAGACCCUGUCGCUGCGCAUGGAGCAGCAUCAGAAGAAUGCCCUGAAGGUCGCCAAGUACCUGGAGAGCCACCAGCUCGUGGAGAAAGUUCUGCAUCCCGCCCUGCCCUCGCAUCCCCAGCACCAGAUCGCUCUGAAGCAGACGUACGGCUACAGCGGCGUCUUCUCUUUCUACAUCAAGGGCGAGCUGAAGCACUCCUCGGCGUUCCUGAAGGCCCUCAAAGUGUUCACCCUGGCGGAGAGUCUGGGCGGAUACGAGAGUCUCGCUGAGCUGCCAUCCGUGAUGACGCAUGCUUCUGUGCCCGCUGAGGAUAGGAAAACGCUGGGAAUCACCGACGGUCUGGUCCGCUUGUCGGUGGGACUCGAAGAUGCUGAGGAUUUGAUCAAGGAUCUGGAGCAGGCUCUCGAGGCUGCAGCCAAGGCCUAAGUGCCUUACACUACGCAUCACAUAUGUAUUGAUAGAUCGCUUGAUCAUGGAUUUGUAUAUUUUACCCACCAAAUAAAAGUGAUUUAUCUCAAAAGCGA
Molecule: messenger RNA, 1390 nt
Organism: Drosophila kikkawai
Lineage: Eukaryota; Metazoa; Arthropoda; Insecta; Diptera; Drosophilidae
Gene: Cth
Product: Cystathionine gamma-lyase
Biological process (GO): transsulfuration
Cellular component (GO): cytoplasm
Molecular function (GO): carbon-sulfur lyase activity; pyridoxal phosphate binding
Source: RefSeq, a predicted model, not a curated record